Phragmites australis (common reed) is the source of this 1628-nucleotide messenger RNA. Its product is annotated as protein NEGATIVE GRAVITROPIC RESPONSE OF ROOTS-like. The transcript has a single exon. The record is from RefSeq and is a predicted model, not a curated record. Gene Ontology annotation, biological process: regulation of growth; gravitropism. Bases 531 to 1445 code for a protein of 304 amino acids. Lineage: Eukaryota; Viridiplantae; Streptophyta; Magnoliopsida; Poales; Poaceae.
UUUAUGCUUCGACCGAGAAUACAACCUAGAUAAUUGCACAAUUGUGUGGGUAAUUUUGCCGGUUAAAUUGACGCCCAUUGUACGUGUAAAGCAUGUAACUGGAUGCAACAAUGCAAAUUGGCCACUACCCUCAAUCUGUAGCCAUGGGUUUCUGUGGAAGACUGUAGUCUCACUAACCCUAUUUAAUUCAGGGGAGCAGGGGACCCUGGUUGCAUCUAAAGCCACUUCUCUCUGCUUUGCUUUCACUCAUGCUCUGCGCUCUAAAACCUCCCAAUGAAUAGUCCUGACUGACCAAUCAGAGGGCACCUUCAAAACCCUGGAACUGAGCUUCUGUUGCCUCCCAGUCGAUUCUCUGCCGCUCUUGCAGACUGUCACACUGCUCAGAUUCACAGGGUACUUGUCGUUCUCCCGGAGCAGCACGAAGAGCAAGAAGACAUGGGGGUAAGCCCAGUUGCAAGCUGGGUUCUCUCAUCCACUGAUGCUAUAGCAGUUCUUCCAUGUACAUUUGAUCUGUUCAUUUCUAGUGUCUCAUGGUUACUUUUGUCUGCACUCUGCAGAUCAUUAACUGGAUGCAGAAUCGCUUCAAUGGUAGACAAGACAAGGGACGAUCCGAGGCCGCCGUCGCGAGCUCAGCUCGCGGUGAGUGUUUCCGUUUCGUGCUUGUUAUCAGCGGGCGUACGUGCUUUUCUUGGCUUCUCACUGACGAGCCUGCUUUUGCAUGCAUGGGUUUUACGUCAGAUGUCCCGGUCCGAGAAAGCUGCCGCCAAGAUCACGCUCGCGAGGAGAAGAGCCCCAACGGCGACUGGCCGCAGGCCCUGCUCUCGAUCGGGACGCUAGGGAACGAGUCGCCGCUGCACGCGGCGGCGGCGACGGCGACGGCGGAGGUAGGAGGCCCUCGCGCGUCGUCGCAAGCCGACGUGCCGGACUUCACCAUCGAGGAGGUGAAGAAGCUGCAGGACGCGCUGAACAAGCUGCUCCGGCGCGCCAAGUCCAAGUCCAGCGCCCGCGGGUCGGAGGCCACCGACGAGGACCGCGCUAACCAGAUGCCGCUCGACAGGUUCCUCAACUGCCCCUCCAGCCUCGAGGUCGACCGGAGGCUCUCCCUGAAGCAGGCGGCAAACGAGGGCGAGGGCGGGGAGUUCUCGCCGGACACGCAGAUCAUACUGAGCAAGGCCAGGGACCUCCUCGUCAACAGCAACGGCGCCACCGUCAAGCAGAAGUCCUUCAAGUUCCUGCUCAAGAAGAUGUUCGUCUGCCGCGGCUGCUUCGCGCCCGCGCCGAGCUUGAAGGAUCCAAUAGAAUCAAGAAUGGAGAAGGUAACUGUGCUAGCUAUCCGCAGUAUAUAUGAUCUGUUAUAUGAAUCAUCUGUCGUCGCUGGUCAUGUAGACAUAUAUGCUAAUAUGAUGCUACGUACCUUUCGUGUUCGCGUGCACACAGUUGUUUAGGACGAUGCUUCAGAAGAAGAUGAAUGCUCGGCCGAGCAGCGCCGCGGCGUCAUCGAGGAAGUACUAUCUGGAGGACAAACCGAGCGGGAGGAUGAUAAGAGAUUGUCGCCAUGAUGAAGAAGAUGAUGACAAGGGCUCCGAUAGCUUUAAGUGGGACAAAACAGAUACAGACUGUAAGAACAC